Zasmidium cellare ATCC 36951 is the source of this 804-nucleotide messenger RNA. RefSeq lists its product as uncharacterized. The transcript has 2 exons. NCBI's taxonomy places the organism in Eukaryota, Fungi, Ascomycota, Dothideomycetes, Mycosphaerellales, Mycosphaerellaceae. The record is from RefSeq and is a predicted model, not a curated record. The coding region runs from base 1 to 804 and encodes 267 amino acids.
AUGCGCGCCUCCCCUCUUAUUCUCGCGCUUCCAGCGCUCGCGACCGCGCAGCAAAUCCCCUUCCUCGACGAAAUCAAGGGUUUCUUCCAGAAGGCCAGCUCGUCGAUAUCGUCCGCCGUUCAAUCUGCGACAGAGUCUGCGUCGAUUCCCGACCCAGUCGCAUCUGGCGCCGCAAAGAUCGCAUCGUUGAAAGUCGAUCGCUUGACCGUGGACAACCACAACACACUUAUCCAGCCGGGCUCGCCAAAUGCCGAGCCGGGCAUCGAGACCUGGCUGGUCUUUGUGACUGGAGGCAACAAGACAUGCUAUGGCAUGUGCAACAAGGCUGAGACCGCGUUCAACGAGUCGGUUCCCUUGAUCUCUGCUUCGCCCAAACCACCGAAGCUCGCUUUGCUCAACUGCGAGACCGACGGUGUCUUGUGCCAUGCUUGGGCAGUCAACCCACCAUCAGUCCUCCAUUUCCAGCUUCCUCAGCCUUUGGCCGACCAGUCUACCCCAUCAUCCACUUUCCGUUCCAUCAAGGUCAACCGCACCACCAUCACCGCUCCAGAAAUCGCUGCGGUCCACCUUCAGGACAAGUACCUCGAGACCGAGCCAUACGAGGGCUUCUGGCAUCCAUUUGAUGGCCCUCUCGCCAAGGCUGGUCUGAGCAUUCCAGUUGGCUAUGCUAUUUGGGGCUUCUCGCAGGUUCCUUCGUGGGCGAUCAUGAUCGGCGUUUCCAUGCUCUCCAGGACUUUCAUGAGCCGCAGAGCAGCACCGCCUGCAGCCAACCGACCAGCAGAGGGGGCUACCCCAGCUCAGUAG